Molecule: messenger RNA, 2730 nt
Organism: Fusarium sp. VM40
Lineage: Eukaryota; Fungi; Ascomycota; Sordariomycetes; Hypocreales; Nectriaceae
Source: the annotation of a GenBank genome assembly
AUGAGCUCCAGCUCUGACGACGAUCGCCCUCUGGCGAGGGCCAACGGACAUCGAUCAUCUAUAGUCUCGUCGGCCAGGAUUUCUCGCGCCGAAGACGCUGCCAUGGAUCAGCCAGUUCCUGAGGAAGCCGCCAAGAUGGCCGGACUGUCAGUUCGAAAUGGUCCUCUGGUAGACACGAUGGAUGUCGACGAGCCAAGCAUCAACGGGUUUUCGAAACGGAAGUCGCGAAACUCGAUCACCAAGGUCAAUUAUAAGGACAAUGAGUCGAGUGAUGAUGAUGCUCCUUUGGCCAAACGCCAGAAGCAGACCAGCAGAGUGGUCGAGUCAGAUUCGGACGACCAGCCGAUCGCGAAGGCAAGGGGAAAGAAGCUCCCCCCUUCCUACAAGGAAACCGCCCUUCCCGAGUCCUCCGGCGACGACGACGAGCCUCUUAGCAUAAAGCUCGCGCAAAAGAAGGCUGCCUUCGAGAAGUCGGCUGAGAAGCAAGCAAAGGCGAUUCGAGCCAAGGAGCGGGCCAAAAAGCCUGUACCCAAGAAGGCUGUUAAGGAAGAGUCCGAUGACGAUGUGUCUCUCGCUCGAUCUACUGCUACCAAACGUCAAUCCAACGGAACUGCGGCAAAGCGAAAGUCGAACGGCGUGAAAAAGGAGGAAUCGGAUUCCGAUGCUCCUAUCUCUAAGAAGGCUAAACCUGCCGCGUCCGCCAGGAAGGCCGUCCAGGCGGAGUCGAGAAAGGCCAGUGAGAGUGACGAUGAAGAAGAAUCCGCGUGGUGGAACGCGCCAAAGAAGGAAAACGACGAUAUCAAGUGGAAAACUCUGGAGCACAACGGUGUUCUGUUCCCACCAGAGUACGAGCCGCUGCCUAAACACGUCAAGAUGCUAUACGAUGGGCAGCCGGUCAACCUUUCGAUUGAAGUCGAAGAAGUUGCUACUUUCUGGGUCGCUAUGAUGACUUCUGGGUCAACGCAUCACCUCGACAACCCGGUCUUUCGCAAGAAUUUCUUUACCGAUUUCAAGGAGUAUUGCGACAAGUACGGUGUGACAGAUCCUCAAGGGAAGAAGGUCACCAUCAAGUCACUCGACAAGUGUGACUUUUCCAAGAUGUGCGAUUACUGGUCUGGAAAAGUCGAACGAAACAAGACUAAGAACAUGACCAAAGAAGAGAAAGAGGCUGCUAAGGCGAAGAAAGAGGCUCUUGAGGCUCCCUUCACUCACUGCAUUUGGGAUGGCAAGAAGCAAAAGGUUGGCAACUUCAGAGUCGAACCUCCAAGUCUUUUCCGUGGUCGUGGUGAACAUCCCAGGACUGGCAAGGUCAAAAAGCGUGUCCUACCCGAGCAAAUCACCAUCAACAUUGGCAAAGACGCCAAAGUUCCAGAGCCCCCCAAGGGCCACAAGUGGAAGGCCGUGCAGCACGAUCAGAAGGCAACUUGGUUGGCCAUGUGGCAAGAGAACAUCAACGACAACUACAAGUACGUCAUGCUUGGAGCUGAUAGCGAUAUCAAGGGUCAAAGUGACUUCAAGAAGUUCGAAAAGGCUCGAGAACUCAAGAGGCACAUCGAUAAAAUUCGCCGGGACUACACCAAAGAUCUCAAGAGUGAGAUAAUGGCAGAUCGUCAGCGAGCCACCGCCAUGUAUUUCAUUGACAAACUCGCCCUUCGAGCUGGAAACGAAAAGGAUACAGAGAACGAGGCCGACACUGUGGGUUGCUGCUCUCUCAAGUACGAGCAUAUCACACUUGAGCCUCCAAACAAGGUCACGUUUGAUUUCCUGGGAAAGGACAGUAUUCCCUACCGAGAGACUGCUAUUGUUGAGCCACAGGUCUUCAAAAACUUGAAACUUUUCAAGAAGGCGCCCAAGUCUAACGGAGAUGAUCUCUUCGACCGUUUGAAUACCUCUCAAUUGAACAAGCACUUGAACAGCUACAUGAAGGGGUUAACUGCCAAGGUCUUCCGUACUUACAACGCUUCCUGGACAAUGUCAGAGCUGCUCAAAAAGCUUGCAAGUGACCCACGCUCUCGCGGCACCGCUGCCGAAAAGGUGAAGCUGUACAACGAUUGUAAUCGUGAGGUUGCCAUUCUGUGUAACCAUAAGCGAACUGUUGGCGCCAGCCACGAGCAACAGAUGGCCAAGCUAGGGGACAGAAUCAAAGGCCUCCGAUACCAGCAAUGGCGAACCAAGAUGAUGGUUCUGGAUAUUGAAUCAAGUUAUAAGAAGAAGAAAGGCGCCGCCUGGUUCGAGAAGGAUGGGGAGUUGGACGAUGAGUGGAUCAAGGAGCAUCAACAAUUCCUUCUCGAAGAACAACGUACGAAGAUCAGCAAGAAGUUUGAAAAGGACAACGAGAAGCGCAAGGCAGACAAGGAGAGGCCUCUACCCGAAAAGGAGCUCAAGGAACGACUUCAAGUCGUCAAGGAGAUGGAGACCAAGUUCAAGAAAGAGAACAAGACCAAGAAGGUCGAUGCAGAAGGCCGAGGUGUCACCGUUGAUAAGCUUCUGAAGGCGGUGGAUAAGUUCGACGAGCGUAUCAAAACAUUGAAGCUCCAGGCCGAAGAUCGCGAUGGCAACAAGGAGGUGGCCCUCGGUACCUCCAAAAUCAACUACAUUGAUCCUCGCCUCACUGUCGUCUUCUCCAAGAAGUUCGAUGUUCCGAUCGAAAAGUUCUUUUCCAAGACUCUUCGGGACAAGUUCCGAUGGGCUAUCAAGUCCGUUGAGAACGAAGAUGACUGGACCUUCUAA